GCUCUUCCAAAAACAUGGCGGCCUUCUAGAAUGAGUAUGGCACCCUCGAUCGCUCGUUGCAGGAGAAUAUUUUUACGAGAUUUGCCUCUGAAUUUUAAAUCAAUAUGAGUGUGAAAUACGUAAGAAAAAUGGCUCUAUUGAGAGCUAGGAUUUUUGGUGAAUUGACUCGUCAAGUAACUCCAAAGUAAGUUAAGUUUGUCCCAACAUACUUUUGCAUCGUUUGCAUUUGAAAGAGGCUGAAAUACAACCGUUGCUUUUUUCUGUUUAGAUCCUACAAAAUUGUGGAACAUUUUGCCCAGAAGCCCUUGGCAGAUAGCCUUACUACUUAUUAUCCCCCUAUAAAGAAGUUCCAAAGUCUCCUUUUUAGACUCAGACAUUAUGGAUUUUAUAGCGAUCAAUAUCUGGUAAGUUUAAAAUCAAGAUCUACCCUUCCUUGUGAAGAUUAUUUACAGCAUCAUGAAUAGUGAACUUCAAUGGAAAAUGUUCUAAAUAUUUGUCAUUAUUGAGGCCGAUGGAGGGAGAUAGUUGAGGUGGUGCUAAAAUCCUACAAGAGAAAUUCGCUUUUGUCUGAUCAAAAAGCUAGCUAGGUUUGAAGAUCGUGUUGAUUGAUAUUUUGCUAGAAUUUCCAAGAAGAAAUGGCAGCAAAACGAAAAGCAAGAGGAAAAGGUCCUCCUAAAAAGGGUGAGUAG
Molecule: messenger RNA, 689 nt
Organism: Pocillopora meandrina
Lineage: Eukaryota; Metazoa; Cnidaria; Anthozoa; Scleractinia; Pocilloporidae
Source: the annotation of a GenBank genome assembly